AUGGCUGACACCAUCUGGGAGUCCUACCGGCCCAAACUGGAGCGUCUCUAUAUCCAUGAAGGCCAGAAAUUAAACGAAGUCAUGGAGUAUAUGCGAACUAAGUACGGGUUCGAUGAAAGGAAGUCACAGUACGGAAAGUACUUCAAGAGAUGGGGCCUGCGAGAAAAUCUUUCUCUGACCCCAGCGGAGGGCAAGUUCAUCGGGCGGCGAAUCGACAAGAGAAAGAGGGAACACCAGAAAGAGAGCGAAGUCACUCCAGAAGGAAUUGUUAUCUGUACUCCUGCAACGCCAAGUAUGCGGCUCAUUUGGAAUCACUCUCUUCCAUGGUUGCAAUUUGCCAAGCUGCUCGAGCCUCGACGAGACGAUAUGACUGGACUUAGUAUUCUGAUGCCAGAAGAGUUCAAUGGCCAGCAUCGUACCCACGCCACAAGGUUAUGCAACACCCCACGAACGACAACAGAGAGUCUUAACUUGGAACUAUUCUUGUUGUCUAACAACUUCAUCUCCCACGGUCCAACUGGCAAAUCCAAAAGAACUAUGGCUGGCCGUGACCGGAAUGUGAUGAAAUUGUUCCAUGCGUCUGGCUGGAAGAAUAAGAAGCACAUUGAGAUCUUGUUAUCAACUCGGGAGCCCACCGCAGAGGCCAUAGCAGAGAGACUAUUCGCCAGUGCACUGCGACACUUGGAUCUGGACACUGUGAAAAUGAUGUUGGAGGCUGGAAUGGACCCGGAUAGUCGGGUCGACACAUCUCACGAUGGGCCUCUUACAUGCUUACAAUUUGCUGCUCAGAUGGAAAGUGGUGAUCGUGGCAUUGAGGCCGUCGAACUCUUUCUGUCUCACAGGGCCAAUAUCAACCUAUCUUACAACGACUGUCCUCCGCUUUAUUAUGCACUCCAAUGCAAGAAUUCUGAGACAACCAGACUAUUACUGUCCCAUAAUGCAAUUGCCACUCCAUCCUGUCUCGCAACUGCCGCAGAAAUGGCCGAUUUGAGCCUCUUUAGCGAGAUACUAGAUCGAGUUACCGACGUGGAUGCACGAUGCGGAUGGCAGGAUCCUAGUCCCUUGGCGCGGGCAGUGGCGUGUGACAAUCUUACGACGGUCAACCUCCUUCUUUCUAGAGGGGCAGAUAUAAAUGCACUGUUGAGUAUUGAUUUUGACCAAGACUUUGGUGUGACCACAGUCCUAGGGCUUGCAGUCCGAAGAAAGAAUCUGCAGGUUAUUCAGACAAUGCUCCAGUCUUGUGUCUACGUCGAUCCCAGACUAGAUGGGCUGCCUUAUGUUUCACCUCUUACCCUGGCUAUUGAGGUUGGUGUUGACAUUCAACCUGCACCUGAGGGCUGGGGCCUAUCACUCAUUGAGCGUGCUAUCAAGAGAAAAGACGUGGAGAUGAGCAGAUUCCUGAUACAGUGUGGCGCUCAGACACACAUGCACUAUUCAGAUAAACAGCAGAAUUCUUCAGCUCUCCUCCUUGCCAUCCAGAACGGUCAUAGCGGCGUUGUUGAUAUGCUAGUCCAAGCAGGUGCACCGUUGAAUGAAGUCUACAGUGAUGCGCCCGGAACAGUGCUUGCGGCAGCCAUUGAAAAGGGAGAUCCAACGCUUAUUCGCAUGUUGGAGUUCGCCGGGGCUACAUUAAUUGGGCCAAAGCUCCGAGGAAUCGGAAACGUGGAACUCGCAAUGUAUCUACAAGAAAGGGGUAUACUGAAAGACAUCCUCGAAGUAUGUGGAGGAAAAAUUUUGGCCCGUACAAUUUACAUUGAAAAGCUUGAAUUGGCGCAGUGGCUACUUGCUUAUCGGAUUAAUGUCGACGGACAUCCCACUAUGCUUGAUCUUUUUGGAUGUCCAGAAACGCCGUUGCAAGCCGCAAUCCAAGCAAAAUCCCUUUCCUUCGUGGAGAUCAUCAUGGCACGUGGCGCCAAAGUGACCGACUGUGACCUUGCUGCAGCGGUGUACCUUGGUGCCAUUGAUCUGCUGGGUCACCUUCUGACCGGUUUCCUUGGGAGAGCUCCCACCGCGAUCGGAUUGGCGAUUGCAACGGGCAAAAAAGAAGCUAUGGAAUUCUUACUCGAUGUAGGUAUCGAACCAACAGGGAUACCGCAACAAUACCGCCAGGGAUGGUACGAAGGAGUGGAUUUCACGCCCGAGGACCCGCAAUCAGUCCUCGAAUUAGCGGCACAACUGGAUGACAGAUCAACUCUUCAGACUCUUCUCCAAUCUUGGGUCUGGGACAAUCAGAUUAUCGGCCGUGCAUUGACAAUGGCCGUUAUCUGGCAACGCACUGGGCUAAUUGAUGAUAUCCUGGAGCAGGUGGUGGACAUGAAUCAAGAGAUUAAGCUUUACUUAUCCGGCGCGCUGAAUGAGAAUGAUGACGAAAUACUAGAAUGGUGUGAGAUUCUCACUCCUCUACAGGCUGCGGUCAAGAACCAGCUGGUGUCCAUAGUUCAACGGUUAGUCAAAAACCCGCAAACCAAUAUUAACUACCUAGGGGAGGGCACGGGUCGACGCACGGCGCUACAACAUGCGGUCAACAACGGAAACAUGGACCUGAUCAACUUCCUUCUUGACCACGGAGCCAAUGUCAACAGUGCACCAUCAGAGGAUGGCGGAGCCACCGCGUUGCAGAUUGCUGCCAUUCAAGGCUACCUGGGAAUUGCUCGCAAGCUCAUCGACCUAGACGCAGACGAAAAUGCUGCUCCUGCACAAUUCAAUGGUAGAACAGCUUUGGAGGGAGCGGCAGAGCACGGUCGAAUUGACAUGCUUCGGCUACUUCUUGACGAAGGAGCAUCGCUGGUAGGCAAAGAUGGUGAACGGCAAUAUCGGCGUGCCGUGAAAUUGGCUGAAAAAAAUGGGCAUAUGGCGGCCGCGAAGCUCUUGAAAUCGUACAAGGAUCAAGUGGAAGAAAGCGGUAUUUGA
Messenger RNA from Aspergillus eucalypticola CBS 122712, 2910 nucleotides. Its product is annotated as ankyrin. The transcript has 5 exons. Gene Ontology annotation, molecular function: protein binding. The record is from RefSeq and is a predicted model, not a curated record. The coding region runs from base 1 to 2910 and encodes 969 amino acids. NCBI's taxonomy places the organism in Eukaryota, Fungi, Ascomycota, Eurotiomycetes, Eurotiales, Aspergillaceae.